GCUGUAUUUGUAGCGGCUGCCCGGGGCUUGCGGGUGCGUGGGAACCCGCGGGGCGGGUGCGGGUGUGUGUGUGCGGGUGUGCAGGGCCGGGGGGAGGUUUCUUGCACACACACACACACACACACACACACACACACGAAGGAACAGCCCCGCUCCUGCCCCCCCUCCCCUUUCCCCAUCCCACACCCCCCCCCUCCCGCCCCAUCCCGGCUCACACCAUGUUUCAGCCGUCCGCGAAGCGCUGCUUCACCAUCGAGUCCCUGGUGGGCAAGGACACCCCGCUCGGCCCCGGGGACCCCCCGCGCCCCGCCGCCCUCGCCUACCCCGGCCCCGCCGCUGCCGACGCCGCCGCUUUCACCCCCGGCUUCCCCGGUGCCGCCGCCGCCGCCGGCCGGGCCCUGUACGGUAGCGCCGAGCUCGUCUUCCCCGAGGCCGUGGGGCACCCGGCGCUGCCCGUCGGGCCCCACCAGCUCGGGGGCUCGGCGCUGCCGCCGCCUCACUCCUUCUUCGGGCCGCAGCACCGCGACCCGCUCAACUUCUACCCCUGGGUGCUGCGGAACCGCUUCUUCGGGCACCGCUUCCAAGGGAGCGAAGUGUCCCAGGAGAGCCUGCUCCUCCACGGCCCCUUCGCCCGGAAGCCCAAGCGCAUCCGAACCGCCUUCUCGCCGUCGCAGCUCCUGCGGCUGGAACGGGCCUUCGAGAAGAACCACUACGUGGUGGGUGCCGAACGCAAGCAGCUGGCCAGCAGCCUCAGCCUCUCCGAGACCCAGCCGGAGCUGUGGGUGUUCCCGGUCCCCGCCUGGCUCAUCCUCACCGGGCUCUGCCAAGCGAAAACCUCCCAAGUUCCCGGGAGGAAACUGUGGGAAUGCGCAGGGAUGGAUGCAGGGACGGUGCCCUGAGCCCACAGGAUCCUCCCAAAGCUGUUUGUAUCCUCAUAGAAAUAAGCAGUAAAAUCAGAGCAUCCCGACCCCCGGCCCCGCGGCUCGCAGGGUGCGUCCAUAGGGACCCUCCAGCUCCGCUCCUUUCCCUUCUGUCACCUCUCCGGGCUGAAAACGCUGUGAAAAGCAGGGACAAAAAGAGCCCAAACAACAAAACCCAGAGGUCAAAGAACAAACAGAGACUUGUCUGGGCGGAAAGGGCAGCGGCGGGAUGCCCGGAGGGGAGCUCAGCUCCGCGCUGCCCCGAGCCGCAGAGCGAUAAUGCAGUUUAUUAGGGGAAAAAGCGGAGGCAUCCGUCCCUAAAUCCACGCGGAGAUCUGGCAAUGGGAAGAGGCAUUAUAGAUAUAGAAGGAAUGGAUGUUUUGCUGCGCUGCACGGGGUUCUCUAGGAUGCUGUUCCCAUUGCAGGCGCCGGGCGCAGGGCAGGGAGCGAGUGGGGUCGUUCGUCCUUCCUUUCCGCAUGGCUCCAGGCAGAGAACGAGCUGGGAAAGGGCUGGGAUUGGCAGCAGCGGUUUGCAGGGGGGUCUGUGGGCUGGCAGGGACCAGAUUUUCCCCUUGGGCUUUAGGAAAAUAGUCUUUUUUUAUGAAUCUUUUAAUUAUUUGGAGGGAAAUAACCCCAAUGUGCAAAGGGAUGGGAUACAGGAUGAGCAUCAAAGCACAGGAGAGUGGAAGAGUCAAC
This is a messenger RNA of Pezoporus occidentalis (night parrot), 1616 nucleotides long. Its product is annotated as homeobox protein EMX1-like. Gene Ontology annotation, biological process: central nervous system development; neuron differentiation; regulation of transcription by RNA polymerase II. Gene Ontology annotation, cellular component: nucleus. The record is from RefSeq and is a predicted model, not a curated record. The transcript has 3 exons. Lineage: Eukaryota; Metazoa; Chordata; Aves; Psittaciformes; Psittacidae. Gene Ontology annotation, molecular function: DNA-binding transcription factor activity, RNA polymerase II-specific; RNA polymerase II cis-regulatory region sequence-specific DNA binding. The coding region runs from base 219 to 899 and encodes 226 amino acids.